AUGACUGUGCUAUCGAAAUCAAUAGCUGGUAGUUCCCGCGCCACUGUUCCCAGUACCGUGUCGGUACUGCCGCCUGCGUCUCCAACGUCGUCUGAGAGCAGCGUGGCUGAUGCGGAACCUCAAGCUCCUGGUUCGUCUGGCCGAAGAGUCCACUACUAUGCCGAGGAAAUAAGGUGCCAUUGGAACAUGUAUAAAAUCAUAACCCGGCUCAACACCCCAGCUCAGUGCAUUGCAUUUGCUGAAGAGCAUAGGCUCAUAUCAUAG
Molecule: messenger RNA, 264 nt
Organism: Parnassius apollo (apollo)
Lineage: Eukaryota; Metazoa; Arthropoda; Insecta; Lepidoptera; Papilionidae
Source: the annotation of a GenBank genome assembly